GGGGCGGCGGGGACGUUUUACCACGAAUCCACGUCUCGUCACUGCCGUUACCGUGGGAAGAAGAGGGAAAACUCACGUCGUCCGUGCGUGGAACUGACACGACUUGUUGUUGGCAGAACCGGAGAGGAUUUAACUGGAAAUCUGAGGGACUCUUUGGCAGAGGAUCCCCCCCUCCUCCGGUUCGGAUAAAGACGCUCCUGGAUCCUCCUGCGUCGCCGCCUCUUCCAGCAGGAGAACAUUUUAAUACCGGAGGCAGCGCAGCGACAUGGACCCGAGCCGGGGAUUUAAAAUCUUCUUGGACACGGUGGCACGCUCUGCUGCUCACUGAGGAUGGGAAGGAAAUAAGAGGGAUUUUAUCAAAACGUAUCAGGUAGCGGCGUCGCAGCAGAAGGAUGCCGCUGGUGAAGCGCACCAUCGAGCCCAGGCACCUGUGCCACACGGUGCUGCCAAGGAACAUCAAGAACGAGCUGGAGUGUGUGACUAACAUCUCCUUGGCCAACGUCAUCCGCCAGCUCAGCAGCCUCAGUAAAUAUGCAGAGGACCUGUUCGGAGAGCUAUUCAAUGAGGCCCACUCCUUCUCUUUCCGGGUCAACUCCCUGCAGGAGCGAGUGGACCGCCUCUCCAUCAGCGUCACACAGCUGGACCCCAAAGAGGAGGAAUUGUCUCUCCAGGACAUCACCAUGAGGAAGGCCUUCAGGAGUUCUACUAUUCAGGACCAGCAGCUGUUCGACCGCACGUCUCUGCCCGUCCCGCUGCAGGAAACCUUCCACACCUGCGAGCAGCCGCCACCUCUCAACAUCCUCACGCCGUACAGGGACGAUGGGAAGGAAGGCCUGAAGUUCUACACCAACCCGUCCUACUUCUUUGACCUGUGGAGAGAAAAGAUGCUGCAGGACACGGAGGACAAGCGGAAGGAGAGGCGGAAACAGAAGCUGGAAAUGCCUUAUCUUGUGUAUCCCAAGAGCCUUAUAAGAGCCCUCUCUGAAACCCCUCCUCCCUUCUUUACUCCCCCAGAGUUGCAGGACCCCCGCAUGUAUGAUCAGGUCUAUAGGUACUUAGACCUUCCAGGGCAGCUGAAGGCCAUAGACCGUCCGCCGGAGCCGGAGAAGGUACCGCGGGCGCCUCACGACCGCAAGAAGGAGUGGCAGAAGCUGGCGCUGGGUGCGGAGCUCGCCCAGGACAUCCCCGAAGACAAACACAGGGAGGCCAACGGAUCUGCAGGUUACCACGACAACAGGACUCAGCUGUACAUGGAGCAUUUGGACGGGCCCUUCUCGCUGGCAGCGCUGCCCUACAGCCAGAUGAACGAGCUGCUCAACCGAACCGGGGACAGAAUGUAUUCCCGACCCCACGACCCUCCGCCGCCGCCGCCUCCCAUGCACCCACUGGGAGAGAUCAAGCCACCCUCUGUGAUCAGCUCCAGUUCGGGUUUCUCCGACAGCAGACCUCAGUCUCCGGCUCGGACAGCAGGCCUCAACUCCAACACUCCUCCUCCUCCUCCACCUCCUCUCCCUCCUCCUCCUCCACCCUUACCCUCGUCCGGCCUGCGGGGGACGCCUCCUCCCCCGAUUCCUCCUCUACCGGUCCAGCAGCAUCCACCGGCCAUCCCUCCUCCUCCAGCUCCUCUCCAGAUCGCCCCGGGAGUCCUCCACCCGGCGCCUCCCCCCGUGGCGCCUCCCCUCCACUCCUCGUCCCCGGCCCGGCUCCAGCAGGUCCUGGACAGGGGUCCGUGCAUGGGGGGCUCCGGGACUCAGUCGGACGGCAGCAUCCUGCCUCCUCCCCCGCCGCCGCCUCCCCUGCCCCUCCCCGGAGCGCGGAGCUCGUCUCCAUGUCCGUCGGGUCCUCCGCCGGUGCCGGCCUUCCCCUCGGCCGGAGCCAUGGCCUCCCCGCCGCCCCACAGCCUCCACGACGUGGGGCCCAAGAGGCACCAUCCAGCCAACCUACCGCCCAUCAGCGACGCUCGCAGCGUCCUGCUGGAGGCCAUCAGAAAAGGCAUACAGCUGCGGAAAGUGGAAGAGCAGCGAGAACAGGAGGCUAAACACGAGCGGGUGGGCAACGACGUGGCCACCAUCCUGUCGCGCCGCAUCGCCGUCGAAUACUCCGACUCCGAGGACGAGUCCGAGUUCGACGAAGGAGACUGGAUGGAAUGAAGGAGGGGGAGGACGGACGGUGACCAGCCCUCCUCCGACACCAAACCUCGCCAUCAAACAACCGUGGCUCUCCCCCAUCAGGCUGUUCUGUCGUCACAUCUCCGUCUCAUUGUGGUUCGUGUUGGGCGGAGGGUCUCCACCUCGUCCGUCUUUCUAGUGUUCUGAGAGAAGCUGUUUCUCUUUAGCGUUCGUUCUUUUCUGCACUACCACGCGACCUUGUUUCUGCUGGAUUUCUGGUGACGGAAUCCCCUUUUGUUUACUAUACAUGAAAAGAACUUUUUUGAAGAGCCACUUGUUUUUGUUUCUUAUCUGUACGUUGAUGUUUAAAAAAAAAGAUAAAGAAAAGGAAAAAUGAAGGCAUGUUUCAUCUACCUUUAGUUCUUGGACACAGUUUUGCCCCCUGGUGGCUGAACACGGCAUCGUGCGAAUGCUGAUUUAUUUUAGCCUCUUUUAUUUACCUUUUACCGCUCAAACACUUUUAACCGCCCAGUCGUUCCCGACACUGACCGAACAGUCCGAACACCAGCCGGGUCGUCUUUCCGUUUCUCCGUCUCGUUUUCAGGACUGACUUUUACCACUAGCAGAAGAUUGUGUUGCCGUGUCAUGUGAUGAUUGUUGUGCGGUUGAAAUGAAGAUGGGAACGCAUUGGGCUGUUAUCCAUCCACUUACAUGUAACCUUUAACCCCAGGGAAACCAAGAGAUUACGCUUUUCUGUCUGUCCGACUUCAGAGGAGCCACUUCUGUCAAAGAGAAACACUAAAGCCAUUGAUUCUGAGUGUAUUCAGCUCCCACCGUUCCCUCGAUUUAUAAUGGACACCGGAAGCGACAGACGUACUUCCUGCUUCGCUUAUCGUCCCUGAUAAAUGUCCCGAGGAGUUUCCACAGUGUGCCCACGAUGCUGAGAAUCCGACCAACAACAGGUACGAACCACUCGACGUCACCGAAGGCAGCUUUUCCCCUCAGAUCCCCCGUUACCGUGUACCCUCACCUACGACGGCGAGGACACUUCCUGCGUGAUACUGCCUUCUGAGGCCGAACACAGAGGCAUACGGUAUGCCUCGUCUUGGCUCAUUUCAACGAAAACGUCUGCCAUCCUUUUCCGUUUUGUCCGUUUUUUUUUCUUCUACUUGCCUUAUUGUUCGUACAAAACGUAUCGUUGAGUUGAUGAAUGUAUUGUGCUGUUACUACUUACUUGCCUGCGCUUGUAUGGAUUUGCUGUUUCUAUGUUUGGGUGGGGAUUAAAGGGACGGAAACCCUGGUUUAAAAAAAAAAAAAAAGAUUAGAUCAAUUCUGUAUACCAUGUAACUUAUGUAACUGUUGACUGUAACAGUUUGCUUGAAUUAAUAAAACUCUAAUGUUAUGUUUCAGCUCUA
Messenger RNA from Acanthochromis polyacanthus (spiny chromis), 3523 nucleotides. RefSeq names its product WASP family member 1 (gene wasf1). Gene Ontology annotation, molecular function: Arp2/3 complex binding; protein kinase A regulatory subunit binding; actin binding. NCBI's taxonomy places the organism in Eukaryota, Metazoa, Chordata, Actinopteri, Pomacentridae. The transcript has 11 exons. The coding region runs from base 393 to 2150 and encodes 585 amino acids. Gene Ontology annotation, biological process: actin cytoskeleton organization; positive regulation of Arp2/3 complex-mediated actin nucleation. The record is from RefSeq and is a predicted model, not a curated record. Gene Ontology annotation, cellular component: SCAR complex; cytoskeleton.